Cottoperca gobio is the source of this 8365-nucleotide messenger RNA. It is a transcript of the gene atxn1l, whose product is annotated as ataxin 1-like. Gene Ontology annotation, biological process: anatomical structure development; regulation of DNA-templated transcription. The record is from RefSeq and is a predicted model, not a curated record. The transcript has 3 exons. Gene Ontology annotation, molecular function: RNA binding; protein binding. NCBI's taxonomy places the organism in Eukaryota, Metazoa, Chordata, Actinopteri, Perciformes, Bovichtidae. The coding region runs from base 222 to 2756 and encodes 844 amino acids. Gene Ontology annotation, cellular component: nucleus.
CUUCGAAAUGGGCUCGACUCCUUAGCCUUGAUUUCUUCAAUUGUCCCUCCGCAUAUCAACUUUUUAUAAAGAAAAGCCUGUUCGCGAUGACAUUUGGAGGUGAAUUGGCAGAUGAGGUCAGCCAGUUGAUUUCAAUACUGGUUCCUGUGCAGGCUGACUGGCUUGCAAGUUUCAGUUCCUGUGCAGUACAGUAAAGUUACAAUCUUUGUCAGAGGAUUGCAAUGAAACCAGCUCAGGAACGCAACCAGGAGUGCCUGCCUCCUAAGAAGAGGGACCUCCUAGUUUGUAACAGCAGUGGAGGUGGAGGGACAGGAGGAGUUGGGGCUGCAGGAGUAGGUGGUGGCAGUGGAGGUGGCAGUAGUGCUGUUUGUGGUAUUGGAGAAGAUGAAGUGGUUUCCAUCCAGAACUCUUCAGCCAACAGUGACACUCAGGGAGGAACCCCAUCAGGAGAGUGGCUGCGAGCUCAGCCAGGGCUUCAUUAUGGAGUGGAUAAUUCUGAUGGCAUACCAGCAGUGCCAGUUGACCAGUACAGUAUGCUCUACAAAGUGGCUCUUCCAUCUGUUACCUACUCGCCUACCAGUCUUCAUCCAGUGCUAAGUCACAUCUCUCCAGCCUACACCGUACACUCUCCUCUCUUGCAGCAUCCAGGCCUUUCCUAUCCUCCCCUUGGUUAUGCCCAGAUCCCUCAUUCCUCUCUCCAGUUUGUAAAUUCCCCUUAUGCAGCGGUACCUUACACUCUACCCCCUGGCUUUGUCCCGGGAUCAUUAAUCUCUCCCUCAGGAACCAUUCCUCAGUCCCAUGCUGUGUCCCACCUUGUUCCUUAUCCAUCUGUCCUACAGGAAGGUGUUGUUUCCCCACCUCCUCAGGCCCAGGUAGCUGCUCAUACCUUUGCCAAGGUUGCAGAGCAAGCUGCCCAGCAGCACCUUGGUACUCUAGGAGUUUUGCCCGCAACAGAGCUCGGCUCUCGAGGGUUGCCAGUCUAUUAUCACCCUCAGGGUGCCAGGGCUGCUGGCAGAGACCCCCACAGUGCCCAGCAGGAGAAUGAACCAGAGCAGAAUGGAGGCGAUAAAGAGCAGGGAGCUAGGGAGGUUGUACUCGACUCGGCCUACAUUGCCAGAAAUGCACGUUUGCUGCAGGUAGCAACCAACUCUGCAGCCCAGGAGUAUUGCCAGGACAGAGGCCUGCUGAACCGAAGGCUGGAAGAGAGGAGCUCACCUGGCCAGCGCAGCACUCCAGACAGUGACCUGGAGGUGCAGCAGGUGGUUGGUCGUUUGGCUUUCUCCAGUCAGGUGCGGAAAGAGGUCUCCUUUGCUCCCUUAAACCUCUCUCAGGCUGCCCAGAGAAACCGAGAUGUCCAUGGAGAGAGCACAGGUGUAAUUUCCAGCCGGACUGCGUACGCUCAGACUGCGAGUUACAGUGAUCCCAGAAUGACUUGUCUCCAGCAGCAAGCAGGACAACCAGGCCAUGCUGUCGUUCUUGCUAACGGACAACCAGUUCUUAUUCCCUUGGAGUAUCACCUGCAGCAUCAGCAUCAACUCUCGCAGCAUCACUACCCAGGACAGGCUAAUGAUAUCUCAGCCAGCCAUGCCUCUACCACCAUGUCCUCCCCUAUCCCAAGCUUUAAAGCCACAGAUUCUUCAGCCAGAGUGUGCCUCCUUGAAAGGGUGGAGCCGACCACAGCUCAGCAGCAACUCCCCCAGCAGCCUCCUGUCCAGUUUACAGCAGAUGUGACUCAGGCCUUAGCUUCAAGCCUCACCCCUGCCCCGGCUCCCAGCAACCCGUCACACUUCACAAAGGGAGCCAUUAUUCAGCUGGCUACUGGGGAACUGAAGCGUGUGGAAGACCUGCAGACUCAGGACUUUGUGCGAAGCGCCGAGGUGAGUGGGGGGCUUAAGAUUGACUCCAGCAUGGUUGUGGACAUCCGUGCCAGCCAGCAGAGACAAGGUCUUGUCUCGCUUCACUUUACAGUUGGGGAGCAGCAGAGCAAAGUGACCAUCGAUGUGCCCCCCGAGCACCCCUUUUUUGUGUUUGGGCAGGGCUGGUCGUCCUGUAGCCCGGAGCGCACAGCCCAGCUCUACGACUUGGCCUGCCAUCAUCUGCAAAUAGGAGACGUGUGUGUGUCCAUCACCCUGCAGCAGCAGCUUCAGCCACAGCAGCAGAAACAACAACAGCACCAUAAUUCGCAGCAGCAGCAGCAACAACAACAACAACAACAACAACAACAACAGCAGCAGCAGCAGCAGCAACAGCAGCAGCAGCAGCAGCAGCAGAACUUGUCCAGGACUUUGAGCAAAACCAACGCUACAUCAGGACCUGGUCACCAGCUCAUGGGGCCUCCUGCCCCUCAGCAGUCACGGCCUCCCUCUCAUUUCAGGCUAGACCGUAUCCACAGAGAAAGACAGAGGGAUGGUGAAAAAGAUGCGGUCGAUAAGGAUGAAGCCACACAUUUUGGGGUUAUCAGCCACUCUGAGUCGGCCAUCAGAGCGAGUAGGACCUCAGCAGAGCAUCCAAGGAGCCAGAGCAGUUACCACUUGCACACAGAGGGCUCUGCUUUUGCAGGAGCAGGGAUGGGAGCAAUGCAGGCUGCACUAGGUGCUUCUCAGAGACGCUGGUCCUCACCUGGCCUCCAAAGAUAUAGCAUGAAGGGAGACGAAGGGCCACGCCCUCAAAUAAGCACCUCUGGCCACACGAGGCCCUCUUUCAUCCCCCAGGAGGUCAAACUGUCCAUUGAGGGGCGCUCUAAUGCAGGCAAGUAGCAUCACAUUUGGUAGCCAGUAUAGAAGAGACUGCUACGAGUAAGAAUGUGUCAGACAAGGAGAGAAAGAGGAAAAAAGAGUGCGAAUGUAGCCUCAGAUUGUUUGAGAUUUUGCACACCUAGAAUAUACAAAAAUACAAGAUCUUUGUCUAUCUGGUGAGAAGUUCUGGUUCGGUUCGGUUGUCAUUCAGCCAAAGGAUCUGAGCCUGUGGUUUCCCAGCCAGCUGAGGUCUGACGGGGACAUGACAAGCUGAGUAGAAAGUAUGUAGCGGAUGAAAUGCCUACCAUAGUCCUUGCACACUGCAUUUCUCUUCCUCCCUCCCUCCUUAGUCGCCACUUCCUCAUACCCAUGCUUGGAGGUUACCAUCGCAUUCAGAACACUCUUGCUUCCUUUUUGACCAAACAGUCUCUCUGGAAGACUUAAGGACUACGAAGAAUGUGUUUGUAGCACAGUGAAGCUACCAACUCGGCAGGUUCUGAUGUAUUUAAAAGAUCCCAGCCAGCGAUCUUUCAUCUCCUCCAUUCCUGAGAUCCUGUUUCAUCCUUCAAAAGCAUUUACCCAAAAAAGAGUGCAGUUGCUGACAUCAGCAGCUCCUGCGGUGAUGUUGGCACUGUUGACGCUAACUGUCAGUAUAUGUUACAUUAUGCUUCUCUGGCAGGAGUCUAAAAACCUCUGCUGUCCGCAGAGUUAGUCUCUCCCCGCCUUCCUUUUGAGGAGGCUGGUCUGCAAAGAAUGAGAUCCUCUCUCAGGCGAAGUGUGGCACGUCCCACUUGUCUUACAAUCGAAAAAGUGAUAAAUCAAUCAGUGUGUCUGUUCAGCAAUCAGUUUCCACAAAAAAAAAAAUCUUCUCAUGCCCUCUAGUUUAGGCUGAGGGCCCUAAUGUGUGUGAAUGUGUUUGCAUAAAAGCCACAGAUGCUUUGUUCCCUAUGAUAACUAGAGAUAUCGUGCAUUCCAGUAUCAUCAGUGAGAAUAUCUUACACUUAGUGUUUAACUUUUUCUCCUUUAGAAGAAUCUCUUCCCAUCCUGAGCGACACCCUCCCUCCUCCUCACUAUACCUCAAAGCUUUCCCGACCAGACUGGUGACUUAUAAUGCGAUUGUAAACGGCGUAAUUACCGGAGGAGGCACUGGCUGGUCAUCACCAAAGCCACCUGUGGGAAUGAGACGUUACUCUGUCACAUCACUGGCUGCAGGCCACUUAAGGGUGGAAGGGCCUUGUAAGAAACCCUGCAUGCGAGUGAAUCAGUGGCGAGGAGUUCUAGUUGUUCUUUGCUCAGUUACCAAAUUAAAGCAAUAGUUGUUUUUACCGCACGCAUCUGUAAUGCUCUCCCCCAGGAGUCUCCCGUCGUGGGAUGUUUUAUAUCCGAGGUGGGAGAUCUGAGCCUAUUUUAACCCCCGACCUUUAAAGGUGAUGCACUAUUUUGGUGUUCAUUUGAAUUGAUUCUUCAGUAUUUCUACACAAGCAAUUAUGCAUGACAAAUUUCUCAAGAAAUCAUUGUAGAUGAAACUGCUUCUCUUUGAUUCUCCAUCUCACUGAUGAUAUUUUAUCUUUUUACUCAAGUGCAUCUCCAAGAAAGGCUUGACUCUAAUUAAGUUGUGAUCAUUAUCAAGUUAUCUUCUGUUCUGUCUUCUUUGUUUUAACGUAUACGGUCCUUUUGCUUUUGUACUAGGAUAUCUUUUAUCCAGUGGGUCUUAUGAUUGUCUUGUGUUGCACAUAGAAGAUGUCACUCAUUAAUUUCACACUGUCCUUGUUAUUAGGAAUCGCAGUACAGUAGAUGUUUUUCUUUAAUGAAGGGAAUAUGUUUGAAGUAUUGUUGUUGGUGUUUUGUGGUGAGAUUAAGAGAGAAAAAAAUCUGACUCGCAUUUUUAACUCUGUUUACAAAUUACCCAAGAUGAAUGCUGCAGUUUCCUCCUCCUGACAGAUUUUUAUCCUUGUCACUGGAACAAAAAAAAAAUCCAAAUGGGUGAUAUUAAAAAAAUAAGUGCAAUUAGACCACACAUAAAGUCAUUCAGAGGUUUAUAAUCAGACGGCAUUCCUCAAGCAGACAUUCCCAUUGCAAAGUGUAAAUCGCACAGCACCAUUGUCAUAGAUCUUUGGACUUACCUCUGGCAAAACAUUUGAUCACUUCUAAGUAUUACAUGUUAUAUUUCCUUUCAUUGAAUGUGUUCAGACCGGAGGAUCAGUUGGUCGCAUGGUUGUCAAUUUGGUGUCUGACUGGUGUGCUGGUGCCGUCCAUCAGUCCAUCCCAGACAUUGUUGUGUGUCCGUGUGUCCUCGUCAACUCUUUUAGGAUCUCAGCAGGUAGAGGGGCAAUGAGAGACAGAGUGACCUGAACUGGGACUCUUGUGCGCUGGCUCUGUCCUUUGGGCUUUUUUUUUUUUUUUUUUUUAAAGGAUAGGUUCACAUUUUUUAUCAAGUCUGUCUUUAAAAAGACUCUCACUUGCCAGGUGUCAGGUGGCUCAGAAAUCUACUUGUCCAAAGACCGUUUUUACUUUGCCCUAUACAAAUAGUUUUGUUUAUUAGCAGUUAUCAAAUAACAACAAAGACUGAAGUUAAUUGUUGUGUUUAAUCUUCAUUUAAUUUAAUUAAUUUGGAGGUUUCGCUCACAUUCUUUAACGCCACCCAGCUAAACUCCUGUUUUCAUGAUAAUUUAAACGCUCACUUGCGCUUCAGCUCACAAGGUUUCUUUAAACGCUGCCAUAUUCUCACGACUUCCUGAUCUGUACUGUGCACGUGCAACUCACAACAGAGAUGGGAAGUAAGCGAGAUGGCUCACUCUUUAGCGAGUUGGUAGAUUUACUGACGUGGCAUUUUACUUGCACAGGGUAAGCAGACAAUCCUUAAUGUUGAGCCCUGAUAAGGUCUGUGUAUUGGCAAGAAUCUGGCGAUACGAUGUGUCUCAUGAUACAGGUGUUAUGCUUUAAAAGUCAUGCCUGAAACUUCCUAUUAAAGGAGGAGACGGUCUGAAUUAAAGCAGUUUCAAGUAAGUUAUACAUUCAAACUUCUGGACAGACGGCAAAACAAAAGCGUUACUCAAUAUCAAGGCCAUAUUGCGAUUCUUUAAAAUGUAUUUUAGGAAAACUGUCAUAUUGUAAAGAAGACAUUACCAUAUGCAUAAAAUCGGAGUAAAAAAUGUCAACUUUUGUUAUGCAUUCAUCACAGUCCCCGUAACAUUAAUGCACUACUUCUUUGUGCAAUCUGAGCCACUGUCUGCGUCAAAUCUUUGCAUGUAAACUAUUAAUUAAUAAUAGUAUCUCAAAACAUAAUAUCGCAAUACUCAAGUGUAUGGAUAUUUUCUUACACCACUACUGUAUUAGGAUAGACUUGGAAAAAAGUGACCCUAUUCUUUUAAAAUGCUUUGAAAUGAAAGAUUCUGAAAAACAUUUCACUCAAGUCAAGAACAUCUUACCAUCAGAAGCUCAUCACAUCGAGCCAUUUUCAUGCUGUAAGCAAUAUACACAAUACCUGAAAACGUUUCAUGUAGUGUUGGCAUGUUCUAUGCAGUAAACUCAGUAUUGUACCGUUCAUUGUCUUAAGUACAGCUCUGUGAAGCAGCAGGUUGUGCUGAUGCAGUCAUUUUAUGCUCAUGUCUGGUUAUAGGAUUUAUUUUUGCUUUAAAUUACACUUUAUAGGAAUACAAACCAGUAUUUUUGCUUUGCUACUUUCAAUUUUUUUGCCAUCUUGCUACGUAUAUCACACUGCUGACUCAGAUCAGAAAGCUUUUACUGUCUCGUGACACUCUCCAGACAAGUGUCACUCAAAUGUUCCCGUGUUUGUCCAGCUUUAUUUUGGCCCGAUUGCCAAGCCACUUCGACGUUGUAUUUUAGGUCAAGAUGCUUUUGAUGGGGUUUAAAUGGUGUAAGCAAUGCCACCUGUGACUUUACCUCCUGUUGAUCCUCACAGCAAGACCACCCCGUGCUGCCAUGAGCUUUGUUUUUGUUUUUGCCCUCUGCUUUGAGCGGUGUGUGCCAUGUUAAGCAGGAAAGCUCGACUUCUUCUACCAAGAUGUCCGAUGAAUCUUAUUCACAUCACUGAUAGUCUGUUGCUGUAAGUAAUUGCACUAAAUGCCCUCCUUUUACAGUGUUUUGAACUUAAAACUGUUGGUAAAUUGAAGAGUUUCAAAAUGUAAAGCACACAGAAUCAUGGAGAAAUCGCAGGUUGUGUGUUUCUGUAGAUAGCUGUUUUUGUUUUGUUUUUUUGUAUAGAUAGCUUUUGAUGAUGCUUGUCGAUAAAUGCCUUAAAUUCUGCUUUGUACAAUGUGUGAAAUUGAAAUAAUGGAAUAAGGCUUCUGGUAGACUUGGUGUUUCAUUUUCAGACUGUGCAAGAGCAAAUCAGAAAUGUUGAGCUUUGACUGUUUUGUCAGGCUUAUGAGCAGAAAUUCAUAUUUCUCAAAGGGAUGACGGUGAAUUCUCUUUGGGCCCCAGGCAGUUCAACUUAAAACUGCAACUUUGUGUUUGUGUGCUGUUGUUUUUUUAAAUACCCCCACAUCCCCCCCCCCCCCCCCCCCCCCAUUAACUAUUCCGUUACAUUUUUAAUUCACUCUUUUACGCUAAUACUUGCCUUUAAUUCCUGUUUUUAAAUGUGUGAAAGUGAAGUAAAGGGAAGCUCUUCUCUGCACUUUUUACAAGGCGACGCCAACAGUGUCAGCAACGGAGGGCAAUCCAUUAAUUCCACACACACACACACACACACGCCUUCAUUGUUUUUAUUGUUGCACAAGAUCAGUAGUUUUUUCUCCCUAGAAUUAAUGGAUUGUGUUUUGUGUCUUGUGCUGUGUCCCAGUCUCUGGACAACAGAAUCUAGGUUUGAAUAAAUGGAGACAGACAGGCUGCAUUAAUCAGAUGGCUUUCCAUUGGUGGUGAUGUAAUGCUUUAUUAUGUUUUGUGACGUUGGCAGUGGGGGAUCUUACUCCUUGUAUGAACUACUUCCUGUUUGAUCCCGUAUUAAACUGCAAAAGUGAAUUUAGGAUGAUUUUGGUGUUGCUGAUGUCCGAUUAAAUCAGGAAAAAGAAGAACUGUUAAACGUUUUAAAGAAGUCUUGUGUAUUUUCAGAUUCAACAUUGUACUUUUUUCUGGCACAAGGUGACACUGCUUUUUAUGUGACGUGCAACUAUCAAAAAACAAACAGCAUUUCAUUUUUUUUUUAAUGCCUAAAUCUGCAAAAUAUAUGCAAUGAUGUAAAUGUAACAUUCAAUCCUCAAGUAUAAUCCAGGUAUGAACUUUGUAUAGUGAGUUUUAAUAUCGUAUGGCCGUACCAAUAUGUAUUGAUCUUUAUCAGAAGCCUUAGAGUUGUCGACCGAAAGUGCUCCCUUAGAAUACCCUACACCUACCUGACUUUAACAAAGCAUUAAUAUCUCUAUUUUGUUGCAUUUUUUUUGUACUGUUUUUGAAUAAAAUAGAUUUGUACUGUAUAUUUGUACCUCUCUGUGAACUACUUAGGGCGGUUUUUUUGUUUUUGUUUUGCUGUUUUAAUUCUAUGUACUUUAAGGACACAAAGAUAUUGUAUUUUUAUUGUUACAGCUAACUUGGAGACAUUGCAUUUAUCAUGUUUGUUAAGUAAACACAAUAUAAUAUAUAUAUAUAUAUACAAAUAUAAACUAUUAUCCAACUUG